Molecule: messenger RNA, 2757 nt
Organism: Psylliodes chrysocephalus
Lineage: Eukaryota; Metazoa; Arthropoda; Insecta; Coleoptera; Chrysomelidae
Source: the annotation of a GenBank genome assembly
AUGGAAGUGGCAAUGCCUAUGACAGGCAGUGCCAUCGAUUGCUAUGAGGACAUGUUUAAAGAGAUCACCAGGAAACUGUAUGGCGAAGACGGUUUACCUGACCUAAGUGGCAACGAUCGUGUUCCAUCAGCUAACCAAGAUCGUGGAUUAACACCAAUAGAGUAUGAAGUUGAUAAUCCCAUCUUAAAAUCUGACGAUCAUUUAACUGCUUUCGGCCUAGCCGCUUUGAUGCAAAAUGGUUUUCCACCUAGUGGGAUAUUAAAUCCGAAUUUUCCAGUGCAUAAACCAUCUAACACGGGAAAUAUAGUCGCCAAUAUUUUUGAGGAUAAAUGGUUAACCAGCGAGGAAAGCUUGCAAUGGACUCAAUCUAAGAUAGCGACAUAUAAUCCCGCGCAAAAAUUAUUCAGAUGUUCUGAAUGCGAUUGCGUUGGAUAUCUUCUUCGCGUCGCGGAGCAUUGGUUAGGCACGCAUUCCAGCGUAAGAGCUUUCCGAUGUCCUCAAUGUCCUUACGAAAGCGCUUGGGCUAGAUGUGUAAGGAUACAUCUAAAUAGGCAACAUAAUAUCAAUACCGAUGAAUCGUGCGACACUUUAACCAAAGAUAACCCGGUACUGCAAGAAAUUGUUAAAUAUUUGCAAAAAUUAAAGAACAAAUUGGAGAGUAAUUGUGGCAAGUCUUCGAGUUCGGUGCAAAGUGAAGAUUAUCACACGCAGUCGCUUAGUAAUACAUCUUCAAGUAUUUCAGGCGUGUCGCAAGUAUUAGGAAACUCUAAUACUGCUGGUGCUGAACAGAAUAGUACGCCAACUAAGCGCUACAGUUGUACUUUCUGCCCGUACGCUACUGAUAGAAGAGAUUUAUUUACAAGGCACGAAAAUAUCCACAGAGAAGAAAAGCCUUUUCAGUGCUACGUUUGUCAGAAGCAAUUUAACAGAGCUGAUCACGUUAAGAAGCAUUUUCUUAGGAUGCACAGAGACCAUCCUUAUGACUUGAAUAGAAUAAGAAGGCAUCCUCCUAAGAACGCUUCUGGGAUGUCAUAUUACCAAAAGUACAACUCUAGCAUAACGAACCAACCUAACGAUCUAUCCACUAUAAGUUCCUUAUCGAUACCUGGUUUCAAUAGUAUGAACAGAACACCGCAAAUGAAUUCGCGCGUUCAACAACCAGAUUUGAAGUCGAACGUUAAACCUGGCAAUCUGUCGCGUGGCAGUGCCAAGAAAAAAGGAGAGAAACGCUUCAGUUGCUGCUACUGCUCUUGGUCGGGAGUUGAUAAUUGGUGCCUUAAAAGACACAUGAAUACGCAUUUGAAGCCCUUUGUGUGCGGUUUGUGUGAUUACAAAGCGGCGAGGUCUGAAAGGCUUGCGACGCACGUCCUCAAAGUGCACAACAAGAGAGCUUGCAGCAAAUGCAGUUACUUGGCUGAUGAUUUGACCCAGUUGUCGGUGCACCAACAGGAUCAACACCCUUUAGAACAGAGAAAUCGAACGAGCAGUAGUAAUAUUUUAAGAACGAAUUCUUUUAACGGCGGUGCUUCCACAUCAACUUCCAGUUCAAUUACUAAUACGAAUUCUGUUCCCUGUAGCAGCCAGACACAUCAGAGUCUUCUGAAAAGCCACGACCUAAGCACGGCCGCAGCGUUGCUGCAGCAAACCAAUCGUUUUCUGCAAACCGAUCCGAAAAACUGGAAACACCACAUUCCCAAACAGCACGGAGCGGCCAGACUGUUCAGCUAUCUAGAAGCCAGCGAUGGCUCUGAUCCAGAAACCGAACCAAGGGCGGUCGCCGAAGACAUGAGCAGAGUGAAUUUGAGCCACAGGAUCCAGUCGGAUUUUCCUGAGGCGGGAGAUGUUGGCAAUCAGGCUGACGAGGAGGUCGGAGAAGAAACGGAGCUUCCUUUGUUCGUCUGUCACACGUGCGGUUGCGAGUUCGAGGACGAUCUUUCUCUUGACACCCACCAAUUGACGCACAGUGCAGCAUCUCCCGCAAAACUGAAGGAUUCGAAGGAAGGCAAUCCUGAUUACAAAUAUAACUGUAAUGUAUGUGGCGCAGGCUUUGAUAUCCAGAACCACAUCAUUGCUCACAUGACUAUUCACAACGUACUAGGAUUAAAAUUUUCAGGUCCAUCCCCUCCACCACCAAGGACUAAAUCUAGGAAGCAGAACCAACCUAAGAAGAUUUAUUUACCUUGUUGGGACCCUGAAGAAGUGGAAGUUCUGGGACAUCUUACAGGAAAGUUAAGAAGAUGGCGUGGAGCUUUGUCGUCUUCUAGUACAGGCAUUAAUAGGCUAAUAGAUAAGUAUAUGGCCCAACUGGUCACCAGGUUGGGACUGACGUGUUAUUCCUGCAAAAAUUUAAACGUCAGUCGGUACCAUUCUAAAGGUACGCUAGCUCUUCAUCGCUACUGGAGGCAUGGCAGGAAAAAGUUCAAAUGUGAACAUUGUGAUAUGGCCUUUUUACAUCGAUAUCAAACUGUGCUACAUAGCAGCCGUGUACAUACUAAUCGUUAUCAGAAGUCUCAAUUUGUGCCUACGGUGCUUCCUCCUAAAGAACCAACGCCUUUAGCACUUAGUGCUGAAUCUGUGUGCUCUUCUCAGGACACCAGUCUUUAUUUCAACAAUCCUCAUACUGUAUAUGUACCUGACGCAACAAUGUCAAAUGCACAUAAGUUAGGAAUGUCGUUCUUCGAUCACUCCUUCAUGCAUCCAAGUAAUACCAUCAAUAAUCAUAUGCCAAUUAUUAUACCAACGUUUCCACCUAAUUAG